UAAAUGACAUUUGACUUUUACACAAUGUGUGACAUACAUGGAAAUUGUUGAAAAUUCCUUGGUAAAGUAAUCUAUUAAUUUCUGAUCUGACAUCGUUUUUAAAAGGUUAAAAAUACAAAUAGGAACAUUUUAAACAUCUCAUACAAGUAUGAUAUUAAAUAUAGUUAAAAGAACUUCCAGGACUUCCUUGAAUUUUAUUCAGAUUGCCUGUAGGAACUUAAAUUCCAAAAUACCAGUAUUACCUGUCCCAUCUCUGACUAAUGAAUUUACUUCUACUGUUAAAAUAGAAAGAAAUACAAUUGCACUGUUAGAGCGACUUUCUUUAGUGAGUUUUGACACUGACGAAGGGCUAAACAUUUUAGAAGACUCCAUUGCUUUUGCUGACAAGAUCCUGCAUAUUGAUACCGACAAUGUCGAACCCUUAUAUUCAGUUCUUGAGGACCAGACCUUAAUUCUCAGGGAAGAUAAAGUAACACAAGGAAAUUGUCAAAAAGAAAUACUUAAAAAUGCAGCAGUGACCGAAGAUGACUAUUUCGUUGCACCCAUAGGCAAUAUACCUUUACAUGAAGUUGAAGUUCAGACAGAGUCCACAAAACUAAAACAAAAUGAAAAUUGAAGUAGAGAGGCUGGCGCAAAU
Messenger RNA from Spodoptera litura, 637 nucleotides. Its product is annotated as glutamyl-tRNA(Gln) amidotransferase subunit C, mitochondrial. Gene Ontology annotation, cellular component: mitochondrion; glutamyl-tRNA(Gln) amidotransferase complex. Lineage: Eukaryota; Metazoa; Arthropoda; Insecta; Lepidoptera; Noctuidae. Gene Ontology annotation, biological process: regulation of translational fidelity; glutaminyl-tRNAGln biosynthesis via transamidation; mitochondrial translation. The record is from RefSeq and is a predicted model, not a curated record.